Molecule: messenger RNA, 308 nt
Organism: Acanthoscelides obtectus
Lineage: Eukaryota; Metazoa; Arthropoda; Insecta; Coleoptera; Chrysomelidae
Source: the annotation of a GenBank genome assembly
ACUUGACGUGUGUGUGGCGGUGUAACCUGAGCAGGUCUCAGUUUUUAGCAAUUCUUUGAUGUGGACAGGUUAAAUUUUCAAAACAAUCAGUUUUAGGUAGAUACUGAAAAAUGUCGCAACGGAAUAAUGAAGUUCUUGGUGAUUUUAUUGAAAUUUAUAAAAGUGAACCUUGCUUGUGGAAAGUGAAAGAUAAUGACUAUCGCAAUAGAGACCAGAGAGAUGCUGCAUACAGAAAAUUAGUGAACAAAUUGAAGGAAAUAGAGCCUGAUGCAAACGAGACCUUGGUUAAAAAAAAAUCAACAGUUUGA